Molecule: messenger RNA, 3588 nt
Organism: Menidia menidia (Atlantic silverside)
Lineage: Eukaryota; Metazoa; Chordata; Actinopteri; Atheriniformes; Atherinopsidae
Source: the annotation of a GenBank genome assembly
AUGGCCUGCGCGGCCUGCCUCCACUACUUCCACGAGGAUCGCUGUGUGCCCGACUGUCCCCCGGGCACUUACAAAUUUGAAGGCUGGCGCUGCAUCUCCAUGGAGCUGUGCUCCCAGGUGCACCUGCCCCAUGAUACACACUUUGUCAUCCACGGUGGGGAAUGUAUGCCCGACUGUCCCUCUGGUUUCACGCGCAACGACACUAAUCGCAUGCUGUGCAGCGCUUGCAACGGCCUUUGCGACAAGAUCUGCUCAUCUGUUGUCAUCGACUCUGUGGAUGCUGCCCAGUCACUGAAGGACUGCACUGUCAUCGAUGGCUAUCUGGACAUCAACAUUCGACGUGGAAAUAAUAUUGCCUCUGAGCUGGAGAACUUCAUGGGAUUGAUUCAGAAAGUGACGGGCUAUGUGAAGAUUCGACACUCCCACGCACUUGGCUCCCUGUCCUUCCUCAAGAGUCUUCGCUACAUCAAUGGGCAGGAACUAAUCGACAAGUAUGACUGUCUGCUCUUUUCUGAAUGUAUGGAUGCAUGUGUGCACAUGUAUGCAUUCUCAGCUGUCAACAAUCAAAAUCUGCAAUUCUUAUGGGACUGGAGUCAACACAACCUUACCAUUCGGAACGGCCGUCUCUUUUUCCGAGGGAACCCCAAACUUUGUAUGUCUGAGAUCCACACGAUGUGGGAAAAGACGGGCAUAGCUGAGAAGCCAGAGUUGGGUGAUUUCCGCAACAAUGGUGACAGAGCUAGCUGUGAAAGUCAUAUCUUAAUGUUCAAGUCAAACAUCACAACAAGUCAUUCAAUUGAUCUGACAUGGGAGCGCUACAAGGUCCCAGACAAUGAAACCCAGAACCUUAUCAGCUUCACAGUCUACUACAAGGAGUCACCUUUCCAGAACAUCACAGAGUUUGAUGGUCAGGAUGGUUGUGGUUUAAAUAGUUGGCAUUUGGUGGAUGUUGAUCUUCCUCCGGAUGAAAACGCUGACCCAACCAUUUCUCUUCAACAACUGAAGCCGUGGACUCAGUAUGCUGUUUUUGUGAAGGCCACCACCCUGCAGAUGAACAAACAUAUUACUGGGGCAAAAAGUGAUAUUAUUUACAUUCGCACACACCCAUCAUUGCCAUCAGUGCCCAAAGAGGCCCGUGCAUUUGCCAACUCUUCAACCAAGCUGAUGGUGAAGUGGUCACCUCCAGUCUUCCCCAAUGGCAAUCUGACUUACUACUUAGUGCGUUGGCAGCAGCAGGCUGAAGACAGAGAGCUCUACCAGCACAACUACUGCUCCAAAGAGUUAAAGAUCCCAAUCCGCAUCCCAGCAACAGAGCUCACAGACAUGGAAGACAGCACGAAGCCCACCAAGUCUGUGGUGAUUUGGGGAGAACAGCCUUGCUGUGCUUGCCAGAAGACACCUGAGGAGAAGGACAGAGAGAAGGAUGACCGUGUCUUCUUAAAAGUCUUUGAGAACUUUCUCCAUAAUGCAAUUUUUACUCCAAGACCAGACCGUCGACGCAGAGACCUUUUUGGCAUCGCAAACAACACACUGUUUCAGGAGGGUGACCGGGGCAACACAUCUCUUGGCCCUGGAGAUAACAGCACAGAUGGCAUUCCUCCUGCAGUAGAGUUUCCCUUUUUGGAGGACAAGAGUUUCACAGAAUAUUUAGAGAUCCCCAGGCUGCAGCCUUUCACCGUCUACCGUAUUGACAUCCACGCCUGCAAUGAGGUGGUGGGCCGCUGCAGUGCUGGAGCUUUUGUGUUUUCAAGGACCAAACCUGCUGCAAAGGCAGAUGAUAUCCCCGGAAAGGUUGUCUUUGAGAGGAGUGAGAAGGUUGAGGGUUGUGUUCUGCUACAUUGGCAAGAACCCACAAUGCCCAAUGGGCUUAUCCUGAUGUAUGAGAUCAAAUACCGUCUGGGGACUGAGCCUGAGAAACACGGCUGUGUGUCCCGGCACCAGUACCGUGAGCACAAAGGAGCUCGCCUGACCAACCUGAGCUCAGGGAACUACUCUGCUCGCGUACGCGCCAGAUCUCUGGCAGGAAAUGGCUCCUGGACAGAGAGCAUCUCCUUCUAUGUGCCUCCGCCUAAAAGAGAUGACGGAAUUACGUUCUAUUUGGUCAUCAUAAUUCCCAUCAUUGUGUCCCUCUUCCUUGCCAGUCUCGCUACCAUCCUCUUCUUUAUCAACAAAAAGAGGCAAGUUUUUUCUGUGAACACUACCUCCACUUUCUUGAUUCAGUUUAUGUGCUCGAAUAGCAACAGACUCGGGAAUGGAGUUCUUUAUGCUUCUGUCAACCCCGAGUACAUCAGUGCUGCUGAGAUGUACACCCCAGAUGAGUGGGAGGUGGCCAGAGAGAAGAUCACCAUGCAUAAAGAACUGGGUCAGGGAUCCUUUGGCAUGGUGUACGAAGGCAUGGCAAAGGGUGUUGUCAAGGACGAACCUGAGACACGAGUAGCCAUCAAGACGGUCAAUGAGUCUGCCAGCAUGAGGGAGCGCAUCGAGUUUUUGAACGAGGCGUCUGUUAUGAAGGAGUUCAACUGUCACCAUGUGGUGCGGCUGCUUGGUGUGGUCUCUCAGGGACAACCAACCUUGGUGAUUAUGGAGCUGAUGACCCGAGGAGAUCUCAAGAGCCACCUGCGCUCUCUGCGCAAAGAAAACAACAGCAGCCACGUCCUGCCCCCACUCAAAAAGAUGAUCCAGAUGGCAGGGGAAAUUGCAGACGGUAUGGCUUACCUAAAUGCCAACAAAUUUGUUCACAGAGACCUGGCUGCCAGGAACUGCAUGGUAGCGGAGGACUUCACAGUGAAAAUUGGAGAUUUUGGCAUGACCAGAGACAUUUAUGAGACGGAUUACUACCGUAAAGGAGGAAAGGGUCUGCUGCCUGUUCGCUGGAUGUCUCCGGAGUCCCUGAAAGAUGGCGUGUUUACCACAAUGUCUGAUGUUUGGUCGUUUGGAGUCGUGCUAUGGGAGAUAGCCACCUUAGCGGAACAGCCUUACCAGGGCAUGUCUAAUGAACAAGUGCUGCGCUUUGUCAUGGAAGGGGGACUCCUGGACAAACCUGAUAACUGCCCUGACAUGCUGUUUGAGCUGAUGAGAAUGUGCUGGCAGUAUAACCCUAAGAUGCGUCCGUCCUUCCUGGAGAUCAUAAGCAGCAUCAAAGAAGAACUAGAUCCUAACUUCAGUGAAAUGAGCUUCUUCUACAGCGAGGAAAACAAGCCGCCGGACACAGAGGAGUUGGAUAUGGAGGUAGAAAACAUGGAGAACAUUCCACUGGACUCUGUAUCCACAAGGCAGCCUUCUUCUGCCCUCGUUUCCUCGUCUGGUUGUAUAGGAGGUGUGUCGCCUCCUUGCACGCAGCAUUUAUCCCCCUUGCAAGGCCCCAGUACGCCAUUACUUGGACCUGUAUCUCUCUCAGCCCCAGGCCAAGUAGCCUCGGCUGUGUCGUCUCCAGGACAAGCCUUGGAAAAGCACUCGGGACAUGUGUCGGCCAACGGGCCCGUUGUGAUGCUAAGGCCUAACUUUGAUGAGUUGCAACCUUAUGCACACAUGAACGGGGGAAGAAAGAACGAACGGGCAUUGCCACUGCCCCAGUCGUCAGCCUGCUGA